Molecule: messenger RNA, 2116 nt
Organism: Cheilinus undulatus (humphead wrasse)
Lineage: Eukaryota; Metazoa; Chordata; Actinopteri; Labriformes; Labridae
Gene: cdk2
Product: cyclin-dependent kinase 2
Exons: 7
Coding region: 345-1241 (298 amino acids)
Biological process (GO): regulation of gene expression; signal transduction; G1/S transition of mitotic cell cycle
Cellular component (GO): cytoplasm; nucleus; cyclin-dependent protein kinase holoenzyme complex
Molecular function (GO): cyclin-dependent protein serine/threonine kinase activity; ATP binding; cyclin binding
Source: RefSeq, a predicted model, not a curated record
GGGAAAUGCCGCUCUGUUGGUUGAGUGUUUUCCAUAGUGGAGUAGCCGCCACGCUAAUCCUCAUAUUUUCAGACAGUAUCUUUAUCAGGCCAAGUAUAUGACCGAAUCUCGCAUUCUUUAGGUGUGUGGUUCUUACCCGGGACCGUUUACCUUGAUUGGACUACCGCCGCCAGGCUGUGCUGAGUACGGGCCGCCUGAACUAGUCCGGUGGAGCCGUUAAUUACAUGUCAGGUCUCGCUCUGCUCGUUUGUGUCUGUAGCCGACGAGCAGCCGUUAGCUCACCACAAAGACGAGAGUCCUGCUAACAAGCUAAACAAUAGAAAAACUUCUCUCUUUAUUUUAACAUGGAUGCGUUUCAGAAGGUUGAAAAGAUAGGAGAAGGGACGUACGGAGUGGUUUAUAAAGCCAAGAACAAAGUCACCGGAGAAACUGUUGCUCUCAAGAAAAUCAGGCUAGACACGGAAACAGAGGGAGUACCAAGCACUGCAAUCAGAGAGAUUUCACUUCUAAAAGAACUCAGUCACCCAAACAUUGUCAAGCUGCGAGAUGUCAUCCACACAGAGAACAAGCUGUACCUUGUGUUUGAGUUCCUUCAUCAGGAUCUGAAAAAGUUCAUGGACUCAUCCUCAGUCACUGGUAUCCCACUGCCUCUGGUUAAGAGUUAUCUCUUUCAGCUGCUGCAGGGUCUCGCUUUCUGCCACUCUCACAGAGUCCUUCACCGAGACCUGAAGCCCCAAAACCUCCUCAUCAAUGCACAGGGAGAGAUCAAGCUUGCUGACUUUGGCUUGGCAAGAGCCUUUGGUGUUCCGGUUCGCCCAUAUACACAUGAGGUGGUAACACUUUGGUACAGAGCGCCAGAAAUUCUCCUUGGCUGUAAAUAUUACUCCACAGCAGUUGACAUCUGGAGUCUGGGAUGUAUCUUUGCUGAAAUGAUCACCAGGCGAGCUUUAUUCCCAGGCGACUCGGAGAUUGACCAGUUGUUCAGAAUCUUCCGCACCCUUGGCACACCUGAUGAAACCGUGUGGCCUGGAGUCACAUCAAUGCCUGACUACAAACCGUCCUUUCCAAAGUGGGCUCAGCAGGAUCUGUCUAAAGUGGUGCCUCUUCUUGAUGAGGAUGGAAGAGAACUGCUAGGAGAAAUGCUCAAAUAUGAUCCAAACAAAAGGUUGUCAGCCAAAAAUGCUCUUGUACAUCGAUUCUUCCGAGACGUCACCAUGCCGGUUCCUCACCUACGACUUUGAGUCAGCGUAAAUCUUCAGACCGAUCAAAUGCCAACAGAGUCAAAGCAAUAAGGACCUCCUUGUGUCCACACUGAAAUGGACAGAAAAUUUGGACACUACAGGAAAAGUUGUAUCCUGUGAUGGAUGAUUGUUUAUACCUAAAACCAGCAUUUUAGACCCUUUAUUACCGAAGAGUUCUGCUGUUUUUCCAUCAUAGUUAAAUACAUUAAACUGUAAUUUACUUUAUCACUAUUUUGCAUAUUUAUAUGCUGCUGCAAUUUUAAUGUGUUUUAAUUGGGAUGGUCUGCUGACUGAAUAUAAGUCAGAAAGACACUUGUAGAUUUCAGCAAAUAGAUCUCUCAUAGGAUAUAAUAGCUUAAGGAAGUCCAAGUUUUAAUAUUAAAUUAGUUGGCAUCAAAUAUGAUCGAUUAAGUUUGAGGGAUAGUGCAAAUAAGAAAUACCUGGUCUUUGGGACCAUGCAGCAUCUGCAGGUGAAGGUUGGAUGUGACUGCUGCCACACUUUCAUCUGUUAUCAAAAUGUUCUGUGGUUUAAUAGCAGAGGACUAACAUGUCCUUUUAGCUCCAUCUUUCCCACAGUUCAUUCCCUAAUAUGGGUCCAGCAGAUCUUGGAAGUAAUUUUAAAACAGCACCUUUGUUUAACACACAAAAAUUUUCAUAAGGCGUUCAGGUUUUCUGUCAGGAUUUCUCACCAAACUGAAGUUCUCAGCUGUGUACAGUAUAUCAAUUGUGUUCAGAUGUUUCAGUUGUAAUUCAGAUUUUAAAGAAUUUAAUGUGCUUUUGCAUCUUUCUUACUCUAGAUUUUAUCCAUCCCUGGUGAAAUGUUUUUACAAAUAUUGUUUAUUUACAGUUUGAAAAAAUAAAACUUGUUUAAUUAA